Sphenostylis stenocarpa is the source of this 1554-nucleotide messenger RNA. NCBI's taxonomy places the organism in Eukaryota, Viridiplantae, Streptophyta, Magnoliopsida, Fabales, Fabaceae. The record is from the annotation of a GenBank genome assembly.
AUGAAACAGCAUUUCGACAUGGACAAGGACAACGAGGCAUAUCUGAAGCUCUUCUGGGGGCGUUCGAAUAAUCAGAAACUGAGUCUGUUGUCGAAGAAGGGCAAAAACAGAACAACAGUGGUUGUGAUGGGUUGCGUUGUAGCCACUUUCCUUGCUUUCACUGUCUGGAAUGUUACAUCUACAUUUUCAGGGUUUUCCAAUCCAAUGAAGAAGACCCUCUCUCCCAUGGCAACAUCCAAAGGCGAAGAACAAGAGUUCCCACUUGAAUGCACCCAAGCGCACGUGCCACAGACGUGCCCUAGAGGGUACCCCACAUCACACAACCCUAGCACCCCCACACGCACGUGCCCCUCCUACUUCAAGUGGAUCCACGAAGACCUAAAGGCAUGGAGAGAGAGAGGGAUAACGCGGGAAAUGUUGGAGGGUGCAAGGAGAACGGCACACUUCAGGGUAGUGAUCGUGGACGGGAGGGUGUACGUGGAGAAGUAUAGGAAGUCGAUCCAAACCAGAGAUGUGUUCACUCUGUGGGGCAUCUUGCAACUCCUGAGGAUGUAUCCCGGUAAAAUGCCUGAUUUGGAGCUCUUGUUUGAUUGUGAUGACCGGCCCGUUAUCCCAAAGGGAAGGAUGGAAGGCCCAGAUGCUGCCGCUCCACCGUUGUUUCGGUAUUGCUCCGACCAGUGGAGCCUCGAUAUUGUGUUCCCUGAUUGGUCCUUUUGGGGAUGGGCUGAGAUAAACAUAAGGCCAUGGAAAUUUGUGUUGGAAGAUAUUAAAAAUGGGAACAAGAAGACAAAGUGGAAGGAGAGAGUGCCAUAUGCCUAUUGGAAGGGUAACCCUCUUGUCACUCCAACCAGGAAAAACCUUAUGACAUGCAAUGUCACUGACAAAAAUGACUGGAACACUCACCUAUACAUUCAGGACUGGGACAAAGAAUCCCAACAAGGUUUCAAGCAAUCCAACUUAGGGGACCAAUGCACCUACAGGUAUAAAAUAUAUGUAGAAGGUUGGGCUUGGUCCGUAAGUGAGAAGUACAUUUUGGCCUGCGAUUCUACAAACCUAUAUGUCAGGUCUCGCUUUCAUGAUUUUUUCAUCCGAGGCAUGGUCCCACUGGAGCACUAUUGGCCCAUUAGAGACAACACCAAGUGCACUUCUCUUAAGUUUGCAGUGGAAUGGGGCAACAACCACACUGAUAAGGCACAAGCAAUAGGGGAGGCUGCAAGCAGAUUCAUUCAUGAGGACAUGGAUAUGGACCAUGUAUAUGAUUACAUGUUUCACGUGCUAAAUGAAUAUGCAAAACUCCUAAAGUUCAAACCAAUUAUACCUCCAAAUGCUGUGGAGUAUUGUCCUGAAACAAUGGCAUGUCCUUUAAAUGGUACAGAGAGAAGGUUCAUGGAAGAUUCAAUGGUGAAGUUUCCCAGUCAUUCAAAUCCAUGCACUCUUCCUCCUCCAUAUGAUGCCACAACCCUGCAAGACUUUCUAGACAAAAAAACUAACUCAAUAAAACAGGUAGAAACUUGGGAAGAUGAAUACUGGGAGAGUAAAAAGAAGGGACAAUAG